GAGCGACGCGCAGAGCGCCACGUUGUCCUGCCCAGCCCCGGAAAAGCCAGUGAAAGGAAGAGCGUCGCGUUGGGCGGGCGCCGAGAAGUAGGCAACAUUUGCUGCUUGGCCACGAAAAUGCUGAAUGUUUGCCGGGAAGACAAUUGAAAUCAUCUCACAAAGCACCUCGUAUUCCCUCCCCCAAAAACUUAAGGAGCGCUGCAAUAUGGCUGCCGUGGGCUUUGUUCAAAGCCGGCUUUUGUUCGGAUCGGCCAUUGUUCUGCUAGCCAUAAUGCCGCCGCCGAUUGCCGCCGCCCAGAGGCACACCGCCUCGGAUAAUCCCUCGACGUACAAUAUUGGCGGCGUUCUGAGCAAUUCCGACAGCGAGGAGCACUUUAGCACAACAAUAAAGCACCUCAAUUUCGACCAGCAGUACGUGCCGCGCAAGGUCACCUACUACGACAAGACCAUUCGCAUGGACAAGAAUCCCAUCAAGACGGUCUUCAACGUGUGCGACAAGCUCAUCGAGAACCGAGUGUACGCCGUAGUCGUUUCGCAUGAGCAAACCUCAGGUGAUUUGUCGCCGGCGGCCGUGAGCUAUACGAGCGGAUUCUAUUCAAUUCCCGUCAUUGGCAUAUCCUCGCGGGAUGCGGCCUUCUCCGACAAGAACAUCCACGUCUCCUUCCUGAGGACAGUGCCCCCCUAUUACCAUCAGGCAGAUGUCUGGCUGGAGAUGCUCAGCCACUUUGCCUACACAAAGGUAAUCAUCAUCCAUAGCUCCGACACGGACGGCCGGGCCAUCCUGGGUCGCUUCCAGACCACAUCCCAGACCUAUUACGACGACGUCGAUGUGCGCGCCACAGUGGAGCUGAUUGUCGAGUUCGAGCCCAAGCUGGAGAGCUUCACCGAACACCUCAUUGACAUGAAGACGGCCCAGUCCAGGGUCUACCUGAUGUACGCCAGCACCGAGGAUGCCCAAGUUAUCUUCCGCGAUGCUGGGGAAUACAACAUGACCGGCGAGGGGCAUGUCUGGAUUGUGACGGAGCAGGCGCUGUUCGCCAACAACACACCGGACGGAGUGCUAGGCCUCCAGCUGGAGCAUGCCCACAGCGACAAGGGACACAUUAGGGACAGUGUCUACGUCUUGGCUUCGGCCAUCAAGGAGAUGAUUUCCAACGAGACCAUUGCCGAGGCUCCGAAGGAUUGUGGCGACUCGGCCGUAAACUGGGAGUCGGGCAAGCGACUGUUUCAGUACCUCAAGAACCGCAACAUCACUGGGGAGACGGGCCAGGUGGCCUUUGAUGACAACGGGGAUCGCAUCUACGCAGGCUACGACGUAAUCAACAUCCGGGAGCAGCAAAAGAAGCACGUGGUGGGCAAAUUCAGCUAUGACAGCAUGCGGGCCAAGAUGCGGAUGAGGAUCAACGACAGCGAGAUCAUCUGGCCGGGAAAGCAGCGACGGAAGCCGGAGGGCAUCAUGAUACCGACGCACCUCAAGGUGCUGACCAUCGAAGAGAAACCCUUCGUCUACGUGCGGCGGAUGGGCGACGACGAGUUUCGCUGCGAGCCGGACGAGCGACCGUGUCCACUGUUCAAUGCCUCGGAUGCCACAGCCAACGAGUUCUGCUGCCGCGGCUACUGCAUAGACUUGCUCAUCGAGCUGUCCAAGCGGAUCAACUUUACCUACGACCUGGCCUUGUCCCCCGACGGCCAGUUCGGGCACUAUAUCUUGCGGAACCACUCUGGGAUGACGCUGCGCAAGGAGUGGACGGGCCUCAUCGGAGAGCUGGUCAACGAACGUGCCGACAUGAUCGUGGCACCACUAACCAUCAAUCCGGAGCGUGCCGAGUACAUAGAAUUCUCGAAACCAUUCAAAUACCAAGGCAUUACAAUACUCGAGAAGAAACCGUCACGAUCGAGUACUCUCGUGUCUUUCUUGCAGCCGUUUAGUAACACGCUAUGGAUCUUGGUAAUGGUGUCGGUCCAUGUUGUGGCGCUCGUGCUCUACCUACUGGACAGAUUCUCGCCGUUCGGACGCUUCAAGCUCUCGCACUCGGACAGCAACGAGGAGAAGGCCCUGAACCUUAGCUCCGCUGUGUGGUUCGCCUGGGGCGUGCUUCUCAACAGCGGGAUUGGGGAGGGGACGCCACGCAGUUUCUCCGCCCGCGUGCUCGGCAUGGUGUGGGCCGGAUUCGCCAUGAUCAUCGUCGCCUCGUACACCGCCAACCUGGCCGCCUUCCUCGUGCUGGAGCGGCCCAAGACCAAGCUUAGCGGCAUCAACGAUGCCCGACUGCGUAAUACAAUGGAGAACCUUACUUGCGCCACCGUCAAGGGCUCCUCGGUGGACAUGUACUUCCGCCGUCAGGUGGAGCUCUCGAACAUGUACCGCACGAUGGAGGCCAAUAACUACGCCACCGCCGAGCAGGCCAUCCAGGAUGUGAAGAAGGGCAAGCUGAUGGCCUUCAUCUGGGACUCUUCGCGGCUGGAGUACGAGGCUUCCAAGGAUUGCGAGCUGGUCACUGCCGGCGAGUUAUUCGGACGAAGUGGCUACGGAAUUGGACUGCAAAAGGGUUCGCCCUGGACGGAUGCGGUUACUCUGGCCAUCCUGGAGUUUCACGAGAGCGGCUUCAUGGAGAAGCUGGACAAGCAGUGGAUCUUCCAUGGUCAUGUCCAGCAAAACUGCGAGCUCUUUGAGAAAACGCCCAACACUCUGGGAUUGAAAAACAUGGCGGGGGUGUUCAUACUGGUGGGCGUGGGCAUUGCCGGCGGCGUGGGUCUGAUCAUCAUCGAGGUCAUCUAUAAGAAGCACCAGGUGAAGAAGCAGAAGCGCCUGGACAUUGCCCGACAUGCGGCGGACAAGUGGCGUGGCACUAUCGAGAAACGGAAAACUAUACGCGCGUCCCUGGCGAUGCAACGCCAGUACAACGUCGGCCUGAACUCGACGCACCCACCGGGUACCAUCAGUUUGGCGGUGGACAAGCGCCGGUAUCCUCGCCUGGGCCAGCGGCUGGGCCCGGAGCGAGCCUGGCCCGGGGAUGCUGCCGACGUGCUUCGCAUUCGGCGGCCCUACGAGCUGGGCAAGCCCGGCCAGAGCCCCAAGGUGAUGGCGGCCGGCCAGCCGGCGAUGCCCAUGCCCAUGCUGGGCAAGACACGGCCCCAGCAGAGUGUCCUGCCGCCGCGGUACUCGCCGGGCUACACCAGCGACGUUUCGCAUUUGGUCGUCUAAGUUAACACUUGCCAAGGCAGCUAGUAUAUAGGAUCAGUAUUAUCAUUGCUCAAGACACUGCUCAAGAACUCAAAAUCGUUUGUUAUCGCCGGAUGGCCACGAUGGCCGGGACCGCGGAGGAACUCGUAUGAUUUGUACGCACCUGUUUGGAGUUUAUUCGUUGCCGGAACGACGGUCCUGUGCCCGCAAUAAUCUGUUAUAUCAGAGUCUAGGUGUAUUUAUUGGAUAGCUUAUUAAGUUUUUGGAGUUUUCGAUGAAUUUGUUACGAGAGUGAAGGGAUACCGGGAGUACUAGGAUUUCCAUCAGAUUUAACGCUUUCAAUGUGCUUACUGCCCCUCUUAGACCCUAUAUCUCGCUUUAGCUGUUUACCGCAUUUCGAUAGAACUCUCCUCUGACCCACUUAAUAGAAUACCCAUCUCUUAAGAUUACUAACAUUCUCAACUCGUUGAACGUGAGACCAGAAACUUUUGCAAUAGCUUCGACUCAUCACAAGACCCACCCAUUGUUACCAGAUGUUUACUAAACUAUACUCAUCUAAACUGAUCUCAAACCCGAUUUUCGAUCUGGCCAUAGUCUUGCCUCAACUGAAAGCUCCGAUUGCCCGUACAACUUAUACACCUUAUAUUUUCUCUUGAAUAGAAAACCAAAACUUAAGAUUGCCACUGUGGACCCAGAACCCUGCUAAGGAAGGGCCCAUCCAGAGAAGCAAUUAAUUAAACAAAACGAAAGUUAAUCCCA
Molecule: messenger RNA, 3943 nt
Organism: Drosophila kikkawai
Lineage: Eukaryota; Metazoa; Arthropoda; Insecta; Diptera; Drosophilidae
Gene: Nmdar1
Product: NMDA receptor 1
Biological process (GO): chemical synaptic transmission; ionotropic glutamate receptor signaling pathway; regulation of membrane potential
Cellular component (GO): synapse; NMDA selective glutamate receptor complex; neuron projection
Molecular function (GO): NMDA glutamate receptor activity
Source: RefSeq, a predicted model, not a curated record